GCAGGAUAAGUUUCUGAGAAGUGAACACUGUGAGCAAGCCAGAUCAGAGAAACAUGUGAUAUCCUACAUGGUUUCAUGAAGAACAACUUCAGGAAUAACUGGUCUAACCUUGUGUUUGGGAUUUUCCUUUUUUUUUGUGUGUGUGUGUACAUUGCUGAAACCUCUGAAGCUUUUAGAGCAGUUUGUGAUGAAACUCUAGGUGGAUUCUAGCAACUAAGCACAAGUUCAUGGUUGAAAAAUAAUCAGUCCUGGAGACACUGAUAUUGUUAUAUGGUUUCACUCGCCGAUUAGACGGCACUCUGCGCUGCACCCAGGACAUCUAACUGUUAAAGGAAGUAACGGUUACUGUUUAAAGGGAUCAUCUACAAGUCCAUAGAAAAUCCUAUUAGAAGAUCCUAUUAUGAAGAAAACAAAGACAUUAAAUGAAUUGAGGCAUCUGGAGGAGUCUGGAUUUGGUCAACGUUAUCCAAGACACGGCCUCAAGCUGCUUUACUGGUUUGCUAAUGACUGUGUGUAUUUUGAUGACUACAAUAACAUGUGCUGGAUGUACGACCCAGAGGAAGGAUAUUUUGAUUUCCACUUGUUCAGAAACAGAACUGAGAAAAAUGGUGAGAAACUCCUGCCUGAUGUGUACCUUGACUACUACGAGGUGGGCAAUCUGAGCAGACCAGAAGCAGACGACCUGCCAGAUUACGUUCUGGAAGAUUACAACCAAGACCCUGAUGACUGUGAGAGCAACAUGGAGCGCAUCAUAUUCAGUGUUGAUGAUGAGUGUAUUGACAGAGUCUAUGUGACUGAGCACAGUGAUCAGGCAGAUUUCAACAAGGAAGCCACCUUCAGCAUCAGCAGGGGUCUGAUUACAAUUAUCAGGCGGCUGACUUUAGAGGACUUCCUCGAAAAAACUGGAUAUUACACAGAAGAAGAGGACUCCGAUCAGGAACCUGAGUAUUGGACACCGCAAGAUAACUUUGCUCCGUGUUUUCAAUGUGUGGUCAGUCAAUUGAGUGACCACCAGCAAGUGGACCCUCAUCUGAAUUCUGGAGGUUUAGAACCGGUUGUAGAAGGAGACAAUGAAGAAUCGUCAAACAUGCAAUUGAGUGACCACCAGCAAGUGGACCCUCAUCUGAAUUCUGGAGGUUUAGAACCGGUCGUGAAAGAAGACAAUGAAGAAUCUGAUUCCAAUUUUAUGAAUUACGAACCUAAAAACUGCUGCAAAUGUAUCAUACUUUAAACUCGGUUAUAAAUUAGAAAUUGUUAAACUCAGACAAAGUGUACAGAUACAGUAGGGCCAUACAAAACAAACCCAAAUACAUAAAAAACACGGCAAAAAAAGUUCAAGGGCUUGGAAAAAAAAAAACAGGGUCGGAAAAUGAGGCAAAUCAAAAUCCAGAUAAGCAGUAAUGGUACAACAGAAACAGAACACUAAACAUAUACUUUGCAAACUAUUUAACACACAAGAGUUUAAAUAAACACAUAAAUCAGGAUGUAAACCGAGGGUUUUUUUUUUAAGGUUGUCAGACUGUCCUCAGCUCGGACAUAGCAGAAUGCAGAGGAUGGAACAGAGAAGCCACGAUUGCUUGCACUCUGACUGUGUCUGUGGCUCAGGGAUGAAGACCACAAGGUUAGAUUCUAUCUGUGGAUCUUGAGGACUCUGGCCUCCAGUUUGGACUGUGCUCUGACUGUCUGUCACUCAGGAGUGAAGGUCACUAUAUUGACCUCUGACUGUAGGAACCACAGCUACUGUUCUUCUUUGGGCAUCAGGUACAAGAGACUCAAAAUAGAUUGGGCCCAAAGUAUGAACCCAAAGAGCAGGUCCUCAUUAUUUGAGAGACAACAACAUAAAUAAAUAAAAAACACACAUGGCUGCAUAAACAAAGCAGCGAAUACACUGAAUAAAUGCUGACAUGAGCGCUGUAGACCUUCCAUUGUUUUAUCCUCUGAUAAUUCCAUAAUGUUUUGGUUCACUGUCACAUUAAGAAGAAGACGAAGCAUUUCACAUACACAUUACAGCACAGUGAAAUUCUUUUCACAGCAAGAGGACACACAUCUGAGUAAUUAUCUGUAUAUUCAGGACCAGGUGAAAACUGGCCCCCUGGUGGUCCAGCUGCAGAAUCCUGCGCUCUCGUCGGCACAGCCUGGGGUCAAUUUCUGGGCAGGGAACUACCCCAGCCACAGAGGGGUUAAUUCUCAGUGCCAGUCUCUAGCCCAGAUAAAAUGGCAGGGGUUGCAUCAGGAAUUUUCCCAAAUCAAAUAGACAGACUAGAUCAUCUGUACACAAAGCAGCCAAAAGAACAAGUUGUGGCUGAUCUGAAAACUGCUGCAAAUGUAUCAUACUUUAAACUCUGGGUAUAAGUGAGAAAUAUUGAAACAGCAGAGACGAACAGAAAGCCAGGUCCUUGAAAACUCUAUGAAGAAUGUUCAGGCCAUUGGCAAACAGCCCAGACUGCACAAAAAAGCAGUACAGAGUGCACAAAAACAAGCAGCACAGCUGAGAUACAGUAACUAGGAAAACGAAACUCAGUUAUGAACAUGAACAGAUGCUAACUUGGUCCCUCCCACAGUCAGAGGCAGGAUAAGUUUCUGUUUCCUGAGAAGUGAACACUGUUAGGAAGCACAGAAACAUGUGAUAUCCUACAUGGUUUCAUGAAGAACUUCAGGAAUAACCGGACUAACUUUGUUUUAUCUAAAAACAAGGAUUUUCUUUUUUUUUGCAGUGUGGAAUGUAUUUCAGCAAUGUACACAAAGUACCUCUGAAGCUUUUAGAGCAGUUUGUGAUGAAACUCUAGGUGGAUUCUAGCAACUAAGCACAAGUUCAUGGUUGAAAAAUAAUCAUUCCUGGAGACACUGAUAUUGUUAUAUGGUUUCACUCGCCGAUUAGACGGCACUCUGCGCUGCACCCAGGACAUCUAACUGUUAAAGGAAGUAACGGUUACUGUUUAAAGGGAUCAUCUACAAUUCCAUAGAAAAUCCUAUUAGAAGAUCCUACUAUGAAGAAACCAAAGACACUAAAUGAAUUGAGGCAUCUGGAGGAGUCUGGAUUUGGUCAACGUUAUCCAAGACACGGCCUCAAGCUGCUUUACUGGUUUGUUAAUGAAUGUGUGUAUUUUGAUGACUACAAUAACACGUGCUGGCAGUACAACCCAGAUGAAGGAUAUUUCGGAUUUCACCUGUUUAAAAACAGGACUGACAUUUAUAAUGAGAAACUCCUGCCUGAUGUGGACCUUGACUACUACGAGGUGGGCAAUCUGAGCAGACCAGAAGCAAAUUACUUGCCAUAUUAUGUUCUGGAAGAUUACAACCAAAACCCUUAUCACUGUGAGAGCAACAUGGAGCGCAUCAUAUUCAGUGUUGAUGAUGAGUGUAUUGACAGAGUCUAUGUGACUGAACACAGUGAUCAGGCAGAUUUCAACAAGGAAGCCACCUUCGGCAUCAGCAGGGGUCUGAUUAAGAUGAUCAGCCGGCUGACUUUAGAGGACUUCCUCGAAAAAACUGGAUAUUACACAGAACAAGAGAACUCCGAUCAGGAACCUGAGUAUAGGACACCGCAAGAUAACUCUGCUCCAGUUUUUAAACGUGUGGUCAAUCAAUUGAGUGACCACCAGAAAGUGGACCCUCAUAAUAACUGGAGCAAAUGUAUCAUACUUUAAACUCAGUUAUAAAUGAGAAAUAGUUAAACUCAGACAAAGUGUACAGGUAUUAAAUUAAACGCAGUGAUUUCGGUUAGUUCUAAGAAAAUCUACAGCUUAUCUUAUCCCUUGUUCUGUCUGUAACCCUUCAUAUCAGUGGUUUAUGUAGUAAGUCCAUGCUAUGACACAGUAUUAGGCAGCAGGGACGAACACAAGGCCAGGUCCUUAAAAGCCUUAUGAAGAAUGUUCAGGACCAAAAAUGAAUCCGUCCUGCAGACACACUGCUAAUGUACCUUCAAUUCCAUUCCAAAGUGAAAUAUUAAGGUUUUUUUUCCUUUCUGUUGAUAUUUUGCUGAACUGAAGAUUACACAUUGUUGUUUAAAUUGUUUUUGUGAAUAUUUUUUACAUUUGAAUUCAGUUUUAUUAUAUAACUUACUCUCUCUAUCUCUCUCUUUAAUUCAUAGAUCAUUAUAUCAACACGACAAAAACAAUCAUUAAAAUAGUUGAAUGGAAAAUUUACUUAUUAAAUAAGAAGAAAAUGAA
Messenger RNA from Tachysurus vachellii, 4169 nucleotides. RefSeq lists its product as uncharacterized. The record is from RefSeq and is a predicted model, not a curated record. Lineage: Eukaryota; Metazoa; Chordata; Actinopteri; Siluriformes; Bagridae. Bases 401 to 1231 code for a protein of 276 amino acids. The transcript has 3 exons.